AUGCAAUUGCACCACUGUCGUGUUGGAGCGAAACUCUGUCCUGAGGGCACGGUCAAAAUGAACAGACUGCUUGCAUCAACACACACGAGGCGAAGGAGCCUCAGCGAUCUUGAAGAGGGCGUUGCGAGCAAGGAUUUCUCGUAA
Molecule: messenger RNA, 144 nt
Organism: Anisakis simplex (herring worm)
Lineage: Eukaryota; Metazoa; Nematoda; Chromadorea; Rhabditida; Anisakidae
Source: the annotation of a GenBank genome assembly